Pelagomonas calceolata is the source of this 770-nucleotide messenger RNA. The record is from the annotation of a GenBank genome assembly. Lineage: Eukaryota; Pelagophyceae; Pelagomonadales; Pelagomonadaceae.
CUGCGGGUCCGUGGAGGCUUUCUCCCGGGUCCAAACUCGUGGGAGCGGUGAGUUGGUUGGCGGCUCGACUCCUCAUCAGACUUGAUGACAUAUUGGUGAGACGAGCUAAACGCAGGCUCCCAGUGCACCAUAUGUGAAAUCGAUCGUCAGGAGUAGACUGCACCACCGCACUUCGCUGCUGAAAGAGUAUCGCGUCGCCGCGGCAAGGGGCUCUCCCGCAUGGGCAGUCUCAACCUGGAGGGGUCGAGGCAAGCAGCUGCAGUCGCGUAGGCGGACGCAGCGGCAAGAAGCACGCAUUCCUCGCACAGCUGGACUUGUCAUUUCGCGCAGGCAAAAAUGAAGGCCGCCGUAUUUGCUGCCCUCGCGACGACUGCCGCCGCGUUCGCGCCCGUCGCGCGGCCGCUGGCCGCGGCCGCGGCGACGAAGCUGAGCGUCGUGCCGGAGACGGUCGCGGAGCUGCCGUCGAUGCUCACGGCGCUAACCCUGUGUGGAGAUCAACCAGUGAUCGGGCUCGGCUCCAUCGACCAAAAACGCCUGACAUUCGAUGUCCACACAGGCGCUGCCGACGCUGACCGCGCCCCAGGAGGGCGAGCUCUUCUUCACGAGCCCCUUCUUCGUCGCCUUCUUCGUCCUGUCUUCCGCUUUUGGCUGGCCGGUCCUCGCGGCGCUGCGCCUGAACUCGCUCGAGGAGUAGACUGGUGUGCGUGCAUAUAUGGCGCCGGCGGAUGGCUGGAGCGCUAAGUUGUAGGAUAAACUUAAUACUCCACGUC